GGUGGGUGUCUGCAGAUGGCACCUGUGAUAGUAGUAAGCAUUCCAGAUUUCAGUCAUCCAACCACUGCUGAAUUAGUGGUCAGACUAUGUUGUUUCAGUGACCUGCAAGUCCUUCUGUAAAACUUCAAAGGAAAAAAAAUCAACUUCAUAAAUGGUAUGUGUUUCAAAUCAUCCUGAAUUCCACUUACACUGCAUUACCUAGAUUUGCCACCAAGCAUACACUUAAGUCAUGGUGUCCAGGGAAAUCUCUGCUCUUUCCCAACUGUAUUUGUGUGAUGUGCCAUAUAUGUGUUUUGCAAACGUAUUUGCCACAUUUGCACCAUGUAAGCUUUACAUGUACAUCUAAAAAUAUUAGUGGAAAAUGAACCCAAGUGUAUAUGGGAUAGAUUGCCCCAUUAAAUACUAUUUGUCAUAUAGUUAAGUGGAAUUGCCAUACCACUGAAACUGGAUGCCUCAACUCUUGGGAGAGGACAGCUAUCAACAACUUAAGCACAUUGCUUGUGACCUUCCAAAAGUACCCGUUUAUCUGCUGUGGGAAAAAGAAUGCAGUAUUGCUUCCAAUCUAGUGAUGAAAGUCAUUAUUUAUUUAUUUGUUAUUUUUACAGUAUGCUUAAAAUUGUUCUACACCACUAAAAACAAUAAAAUUAAAUAAAUUGGGGGGGGGAAUCCAAAACAAAAAAUCAACAUAGCAGCAGGAUGUAAAACAAAUAAAAACAUGCAUUAUGCUCUAGAGUUCUUCAUUGCAAUUUCAGGUGUAUUGUCCUAUUGUCAACUUGAAAGUGAGAACUGAGACCUUAGUUAUCCACUGAAAAGUAUUUCUUUGGUACUUUUUGAGUAAAACUCUGCAAUAAACUGGAUUAUCCUAAUACUGUACUAGGCCAGCACUGGUGAAUGUUUCCUGAAACACGGUAUAGUGACCAGCUGAGUGGAUGUCCACUGAUGUAGAUCUGGAAGGGAAGGGGUUCUCUUCUUAUGUUAACCUUAUGGCUUGAAAAUCAGUGCUGCACAUCUCUUUUCUAGUUUGCUGUUUAGACCAGGUCCUGUAUUUCAACAUGGCUCAUUCUAUGCUAGUAUUGCCCUGUUGGGGAACUGGGGUGAUCCUGGAAAAGGAUGGAAAGGAGCAAUAUUUUCAACUCCUUUCACAUGGCCCAAGGCUUCUGAAACCACAAAAGAGAUGGUAAGGAGGAGUCAGGCUACAGAGAAUCCCAUGCUGUUGAGACUGUUGAAAAAGCUUUAGAAUUCAUACUACAUAUUAUCUUUAGGGGCAAAACUUCUUAAUGUAGGCAUGAUAAAUGUUGCAUGAGCUAUAUCGUACUUUAAGAACCCCUUAGCCAGUGGUGUUUGAGAAACUAGGUCACUAAGCAGCAGUCUUCUGAACUACUUAUUAUCUUCCAUUGAUUUAGACUGUGGGAAGCAACCUUGUACAACUUGAACCUAGUGAAUCCUGCCAGGACCUGUUUAGUUUCUGUUUUCAGCCUAGACUUGAGGAUCUGUUGCAUUUCAGCAGAGCAAGGAUGCAGCUCCCAGAUUUCCAGCUCUACAGAGUGGCAUUAGUUGCUAUCCAUACUAUGAGUUAAAUCUGUAUACAAUUUAUAUAAUAGAUUUUCAUUUUUUACCUUUUGGAGGCAGUGGGAAUGGGGUAGACUUGUCACGCUUCAUCAUUAGGAAGAGAAGCACAACAUUCCUAAAGUUUAACACUGAAUACUCCUGUUCACGCACCUUGACACACAAAUAUUUCCUGCAAAUGCAUAUAUGAGACCUAACUAAGUCAUAAUCACAGUAGAUUCAUUGAAAUCAAUAGAUUCAUUUAAUUUCAUUGAUUUCAGUGGGUAUAUUCUGAGUAUGGCUAAUGUUGACUCUCGUCCUCUGUAUCUUUGUGUUAUAUUCACAAUCCUUGCAAAAGAGAUGGAUGGAUCACGUGAAUGGAAAAUGAGUAUAUAGAGAGCUGAUCUUUCUUGACCUUGUAUGCACAGUGGGAAUGUAUGCAAGCCUGAGAAUUGUUCUUGUGCUCUGCUUCAUGUAGAGCAGUGGUAGCCAACGUGGUGCCCUCCAGAUGUUGCUGAACUACUACUCCCAUCAUCCCAUGACCAUUGUCCAUGCUGGCUGGAGCUGAUGGAAAUUGUAGUCCAAGAACAUCUAAGGGGCACCAUGUUGGCUACCCUUGAUGAGGAAAAGCUGUGUGAAUCAACCCUGAAAUCUUAAACUCAAGAGUACUUAAUAUGCCUAAAGGAUUGGUGCUUAUAGUGAAGCUGUUGUUUUUGUUGGAGAAACUACUAAUGCUGCAUUGAAAACAGUUUUGAAACUGAGUUUCAAAAGCAGCGUCCCAAAUCAGCCCUGUAGUCAUGAUAUUUCUAAAAAGUAAUACAGUGGUACCUCGGUUUAUGAACACAAUUGGUUCCGGAAGUCUGUUCAUAAACUGAAGUGUUCAUAAACUGAAGCGAACUUUCCCAUUGACGACUGGGCGUAUAAGACGACCCCCAACUUUUCCAGUUAAAAUAUAGAGUUUGGGAUAUACUCGCCGUAUUAAUAAAACGACCCGGCGUAUAAGACGACUCCCGACUUUUGAAAAGAUUUUCCUGGGUUAAAAAGUCGUCUUAUACGCAGGAAUAUACUGUACUUAAACUGAAGCCUUCAUAAACUGAAGCGAACUUUCCCAUGGAAAGUGGAUUAAUUCGUUCCAGACGGGUCCGCGGAGUACUCAACCUGAAGCGUACUUAACCCGAAGCAUGGGUGUAAUUGGUUCAGGAAGUCUGUUCAUAAACUGAAGCGUUCAUAAACUGAAGCAAACUUUCCCAUUGAAAGUAAUGGAAAGUGAAUCCGUUCCAGAGGGGUCCGCGGCGUUCGUAAACCGAAAAUUCGUAAACCAAGGUGUUCAUAAACCGAGGUUUCACUGUAUAAAAUCUGAGAAAUAGUGCUGUGGUGCUCUGCGUUUCAGUUUACUGUAUACAUUUUUCUCUCUGUUAACCUUGUUUCCCCCCUAGAUCACGUCUUCCAUAUUUAACAUGUUUUUUCCAUUGCUCUAUGCUUACCACUUAUCACAAUGCCUUAUCAGAAUGUGGUUCCAAACUGUCUGACCUCUAGAUAUUGUUACAAUGCAGCUGCUAAAUUCUAUUCAAAACAAAGUGCUGCAGCAAAAGUAAAUAUUAGGCAUAAUUGUGUGCAAACAAUUUUCUUGCCCUUGAAUAAGUUAUUUCCUGGAGGUCUUUUAUAAUCUGACUGUAUUAUGGUCACUAUUUCUCCAUGAAAUCUCAGACUAUGAUUUAUCAUAGCACUGGGAUGAAAAGUGUAUAUGAUAGAUUUAUGCAAUAGUAAUAUGUUUGGUAAGUAAUAAAGUGAUGUUUAGCAAUUGGUGAGCCUUGCUUUUUACCAAUAUUUUUGGGAAACAUGGAUUGCCGACUUGGGUAUAUAAGAUGCUAAAAGCAUAUUGGGCAGUUUUCUCUCACUGUGAAGUAAAAUGUUAGUCUGCUGCCUCUCAGAUGGUGCACUAUGCAUGCCCAGCAGUUUUUUUAUUCCAAUAUGCAGAAACCUGAAAAUGGGUUCCAAAUGCCACAUUAAAUUAAUAAUUUUUGACUGGUGUAGGUUGCCAAAUAGAUGCUUUUUUUUUGUGCUGCUGCAUCACACUGUUGACUCAUGUUAAGCUUGUAGUCCACCAAGACCCCUAGUUCCUUUUCACAUGUACUGCUAGUAAGCCAGGUGUCUUCCAUCCUAUAUGUGUGCAUCUGGUUUUUCCUGCCUAAGUGCAGGAAGUAUUUGGUUUGCUGUCUUUAGAAUUGAGAUGCAACUUUUAUGUGGAUGGGGUGGGGUGUGCAUUCUCUGUCUUGCAUUGGUAAAUGGAGAACUGGAAUGUGAACCUGAUGUGUGAUAUGGGAUGGUGCUUGGGGAACAUUUUGUGUGUGUGCGCUUUCCUUUGUAACUGGAGAGCCUUUCUGACUCCACCCACUGUGGCCCCUGGAAGAUGGCCAUCUUUGAAUUCAGCCCUUGGACCGAAAGAGUUUCCCCACCAUAUAUUUAGUCUCUGGUUUUUUCUUUGUUUUACUUCUUAUUCCAUAUCUUUACUUCUUAUUCACCCAACAUAGAUUUCUAAAGGCUUAUAGGUAUAAGACUUUGUGAUGGAAAUUACCACAUGUAUUCUAAUUAUGCAAAUUCAUCACUACAGUGUUGCACAGACCACGUUGGAAAGUAUUAUACUCACAACCUCUUUAUUUUAGGCUGCAGACUGGAUAUGCAGGUGUACAGUAUGGUAGCAUGUAACAUUUCUUAAUUUUUUUUAAAAAAAUAGCUUUUAUAUACAAAAUUGUUUUAUUUAUGAAAUUGUCAUUUUUAUAAUUCAAUUGCUUGGAAAUAUUUUAGAGAAAGUGAUUCAUAAAUGGUAAUAAAUACAGUAAACAUGUGGGGAACAGAGUUGUCAUGUGCCCAGGAGCAAUGGUCAGUCACUCUCUUAAGUUUCCUGUAGUAGGCACAGGUGUAUCUGGGCUUCUGCAUGUAUUAUGAAUCAGCUCUAAAUCACCAGUUUUUAAAGAUAAAAGAGAGAAUGGACCCAAGUCUGGAAGUUGUGACUUGUUUCUGACAAGUGACUAUUUGCAAGCUAGGCCCAGGCAGGGUAAGAAUUUGAACUGAGCAUUCUCUGUCCCCCUUUAAAACACAUUUUUAAAAGUAAUGGUGGUGGUUAGGUAAUUGAUUUGAUCUUCAGAAAUAUUGUGCUACAAUGGAAAAACAGCUAGAUGUGUGCUUUCUUUGCUAGAAAGCCAUAUUUCUGAAUCCUUUAUCGAUGCCUUUAUGGACGGAUUAGGACGAAAAGUCGUAAGUUCACAGUUACAAAAACAACUCUGCAGUAUAUAAAGGUUCAUUUUAGAACUGUAGGCUUUGAAAUAUAAAAAAAUGUUCCUGCAUGUUAACAUACGUUGGCUUAUUCCUCCACAGGGUGUGAUAGGUGUGCAGCUGGUGGUUACCAUGGUGAUGGCUAGUAUUAUACAGAAGAUCAUACCUCACUACUCUCUGGCGCGGUGGCUUCUCUGUAGUGGCAGCUUGCGAUGGUAUCUGCAUCCCACAGAAGAAGAAUUACGUAUUCUUGCUGGGAAGCAACAAAAAGGAAAAAGCAAGAAAGAUAGGAAAUAUAAUGGUCAUAUUGAAAACAAACCGCUAACCAUUCCUAAAGACAUUGAUCUUCAUCUGGAAACAAAGUCUAUUACUGAAAUAGAUGCAUUAACCUUGCAUUAUUUUCCUGAAUAUCAGUGGCUGGUGGACUUCACAGUUGCGGCUACAGUGGUAUAUUUGGUUACUGAAGCCUACUACUGCUGGGUGAAGCCCUCACAAGAAAUGAAUAUCAGUAUAGUCUGGUGUCUGCUUGUUCUGGCUUUUGCAAUCAAAAUAUUGUUUUCAUUAACUACACACUACUUCAAAGUAGAAGAGGGAGGUGAGCGAUCCGUCUGCGUAACCUUUGGCUUCUUUUUCUUUGUCAAAGCCAUGACCAUUCUGAUAGUAACAGACAAUUAUCUAGAAUUUGGACUCGAAUCAGGCUUCUCAAAUUUUUCAGAAAGUGCUGUGCAGUUUUUUGAAAAGCAAGGCUUGGAAUCCCAGGGUCCUGUUUCUAAAAUAACCUUCAAAUUCGUCUUGGCUAUCCUUUGUUCGUUUAUUGGUGCUUUUUUGACAUUCCCUGGAUUGAGAUUGGCUCAGAUGCAUCUGGAUGCUUUGAGUUUAUCAACUGAAAAAAUCACCCAAACUCUGCUGCAUAUAAACUUCCUGGCACCCCUCCUGAUGGUCUUAUUGUGGGUAAAACCCAUUACUAAGGACUAUAUAAUGAAUCCCCCAUUGGGAAAAGAGAAUGUGCCUUUAAUGUCAGAAGCAACUUUUGAUACUCUCAGGUUGUGGAUUAUAAUUCUCCUGUGUGCUUUGAGGUUAGCCAUGAUGCGUAGUCAUCUCCAAGCCUAUCUUAAUUUAGCACAGAAAUGUGUGGAUCAAAUGAAAAAGGAAGUUGGCAGAAUAAGUACAGUUGAACUACAGAAAAUGGUGGCCAGAGUGUUUUAUUACCUUUGUAUAAUUGCACUUCAGUAUGUGGCGCCUCUGGUUAUGCUGCUUCACAUGACUCUGCUGCUGAAAACUUUAGGUAACUAUUCCUGGGGUAUUUAUCCAGAAGCUACUUCAGAUUUACCAGUGGAGAGCAAUUCAGUAAACUCUGAAUCUUCAUCUGAUGAUGGAAAGGUGAAGGUAACUGUAAUACAGCUAACAAUGGCACUGGCUAGCCUGAAGAACAUUUUCACUCCACUCCUAUUCAGAGGACUUCUGUCCUUUCUCACUUGGUGGAUUGCUGCUUGUCUCUUUUCCACAAGCCUUUUUGGGCUGUUCUAUCAUCAAUACCUAACAGUGGCAUGACCUAACAAGUUCAAAGCUAGGAAACCCAUGUGCCCAAAGGAGACUGAAGAAAAAAUGGAAGAAAUAACACGGCAAAGUCUUUUUCAUAAAUGCUUUCUCCAUGUUCCAGGCAAUUGUUGGGUAAUGUUGGAAAUUGCAAAUGAGUUUGUAACUUUGUUACCUAAAGUUGUAGGUAACUGCUGAAUUGUUUUUGGACUGCUUUGAAAUAUGUCAGAAGUACCUUCUGUUUUGGUGAACUUCGUGCUGCCCUGAAAACACUGUGUUAUUCAGUCAUUGAUUGGCUGAUCUUAGUGGUGUUAAGGUACUAGGGUUAAUAGUCACUGCAUAGAAGAUGGAACGUUCAACUGAGCCAUAUAAGGGGGUUGGAGAAGUUAUCCUGUUGGCAAAAAACAUGGGUGGUUUUUCUACUGAAGAGCAAAGUAAUCCAACAGGACAAAGAAAUACUGUAUAUUACAGUAAAGGAAGCUGUUUCAAAAGAGUUUAUUGUAAAUAAAAUGCAUGGACUCAGCAAGCAUUUGUGCUAAAGGACUUGUUUACAUAUUACAGUAAGGGUAUUGUAUUGCAAUAUUGUGUCACUUGGUUACUUAAUGUAUGAAUGUUCAGGAGUGUGCAGUUGUCAGACUUUAAAAGCAUUUCACUCUUUGAGCACUCACAUACUUGAAACGCAUCUUUUAGUGGUUAUAAUGGAAGAGCAGUAAGUCGUAAGACUGCGAGACUAUGUGUACCUCACUCCUGCACAUUCAUGUAUUAGAACUAUGCAAAGUGGUAUAAUAUGCUGAGGCUUCCACAGCAUAUGUGAGGCACUGUAUCCUAUAAUGUAAUGUGUCAGGAAGUCCUAAAGAAUUUUCAUAUUGUAAAAGUAAAUAUAUUGUUUCAGUCUUAAUAGUCUUUUAAAAAAUAAUAAAUGGCCAUAUGACUCCUUGGA
Zootoca vivipara (common lizard) is the source of this 7294-nucleotide messenger RNA. NCBI's taxonomy places the organism in Eukaryota, Metazoa, Chordata, Lepidosauria, Squamata, Lacertidae. The record is from RefSeq and is a predicted model, not a curated record.